UAACUUGCGUCACUGCCGAGCGAAAGCUUCAAGGUACAGAACUGCCUUGCCAACGCACAAACACAAGCAACUCUGAUCGUACUAUUAAUCAGUAAUUAAUGAGGCGCGAUCGAGUCAACAGCUCCACGGGUGCCAACAGCGAAGCAACAAAAACUUGCAACAGCAACAUCUAACGAGUCGAAAGUAGAAGUUACUAAAGGAGUAGAGGAAGGGGAUAUAACUUCUCGAGAAAUUGCAGCACAACUCAGACGAUCUGAUUAGGUACAGCUGAAUCAAGAUCUACGUCGCAACAUGUAAAAGUUACACACAAAUUUCACACCAGUUACAAACGCAGCAACUUUUUGAAAAAGCAGCAACUUUUUGAAAAAGCAGCAAUGGCCAAUGGUUCUUACCGAUUGGACUUAAAGAGAGACGAUGCACGGACACUGAUGCUGAAAAUGGACGCUCGUCUUACAUACGCCGGUCGGGAGCGCAAUGCGGCCUAUCAACUCGAGGGAGAACGAGAGAUAAAGCACAUUGACUACGCUCGCCAUCUGAUCAACGCUGACUUCAAUCGGGAGAAACGUCAGAUUGAGCGACGUCUUGAGUACUUCCAGACUCUCCAGGAACAUAACAAUGACAGACGAAAAAAGAGGGACAUUGCCUGGUGCGAAGAGGAGGAGAAAGACUGGGAACGGCAGGCAAGAGCAGCUAGACGACGAAGGACCCUCCCGAAGAUUAGGGUCCACAAGAACCACAAAGCUGAGGUCGUGGGAUCCAUCCGAAGAGAUCAGAAAAGGCAAUUUGCAAACAAAAUGUCGCAUGAGAUGCAUCUAAACAGGUCUCUGAAUGCGCUGAGUGAUUCAUACGCAAAACAUCAAGCCAUCACGAAACAAAACGAAGGAAUCAUUGAACAACGUAGUGAAAACAGUUUACCCGCUGGACAGAAAGCAGAAACUGGGCAACGUUUACCUUCCAUCAAACCCACAGAGAGCCAAGGAGAGCCUCAGAUAUCCAAAUCCAAGUACGGAAUACCGACACAAACUAUCAGUCUACCGGAGGUGCCAGUUUGCAAAGUGGGGCCACAGAAGAGUUCACUUAGUCAAAUGAUAUCUUCAGGUGAGGUCUGUAAAUUGCCGGACAUGGUGCCAAUCGAAAGGCAUCCAUCCAGUACAAGUGGCCCUCCUCCAAAAUUAAACCUUGCACGGACUUUUUACAUGAACACCAGUUCAAACUCACAAGGGACGAGCACAAAUCAAGAUAUUACAGCCAAGUUCAACCGCAGUAGACGCCGGGUGUCUUUAGUGGACCCUUCGGCCGAUGCGUCUAGCAGACCCACAGCCCACUCCCGCCGCAGAGUUUCAAUUGUGGAUCCAUCUAUUCAGAGUAAGAAGCGUUUGGCUCCAAAUCUGGCCCUUGGUCCGCAUCAGCAGUUGCCUCUCAGAUUUUAUGAGAUAGAAAAUAACCCGUUCCUGAAUGAGAGCGACAAUCCUGAGAUCAACCGUUCGAAUGACCUGAUUCGCGCGGAUAAAAGCGACGAAAUGUACGUGUGGCUCGGGUUCGAUUCAGAGGAAGAAUUUGAGAGGUUGAAAAGAGGCGAGUUGGUGCUCGAGUUUGAUGACGACGAUGGAUCAGACACGAGCAGCAAUGCGGACCAUCAUCUGACUGGCGAACGCCUGCCAGAAUUACACGAGAGUGUUGAUGUAAGGCCUAGCAGAACCCCAGAGGACCUACCAAAACGGACAGAAUCCAAACUGAGCGCCCCGAGAAUACUGAUAGCUUCGGCCGGGGCAAUGGCUGGCAUGAAACCGCUGCAGAAAUUUGCAUCUGCAGCCAAAAUGGUGAUGGUCGUCCGACAGUUUCAGACCAAUGCCAUAAAAUAAUGUACAUGUAUUUCUAAAUGUUUAGGUUAACUGUUUCUUCACAAAACGUCCACCCGAAACAUUGAUUUGGGCUCUGAUGCGUGAAGCAAUCGUGUAGAAAUUCUGUUUGUUGGCAUGAGUAAUGUGAAAUAGCAAUAUAUACUGUUUCAUAAUUAAACUACAUGUAUAAACAACAUACAUCUAUUAUUGUGUUUGAGAGGGGUGACGGGUAGACACAAAAUAACCCAGGAACUUUCGGACAAUAGGGAUGAUAGGCGCUCUUCAAGGCGGUACAAUAUUCGCGCGACGUAAACAAGGGCACUAGUGAAUUAAAGGCGCUCGUGAAAAUGGUACUCGUAAAAAAGGGCAUUUCUUUGAAAAUAUUGCGUUGCAAUAUACAAUUUCAGUCCGUUGACCCACUUCACCGUUCCGAUUUUGCUUCUAUCAGCGUCCCGAUUGUCCGUUUAAUAUCUUCAUCCCGUUCCAAUCUGUCACUCUGCACCCCCUGGUUCCGCUUCUGUUCAUUAUGGACAUUCCUAUUGCAGGAAAACAAGACAAAGCAUACAAAAUUGGACCAGUGGGUGUUCCCGGCUGUAAACGUUUUACGAGUCAAACCUAUUAAUUCCAAUUUUCAAGUUCGUCAAAGAAUAAUUUCACACGCAUUUGGUAAAAUUAAAUUAGUUUUUUAUCAUUCAACUUCACAGCUUUGGCAAUCUAUUAUAAGAACAAGGUCAUAAAAAAGAUAGUCCAAACCGUUGAACUCGUCUCCCCUGUUUCAAAAUGCAAGCAUUCGCAACCCGAAUGCGUCUGGUAAUCACUUUAAUACCACUGUCAAGCAAGUUAGUGUUGUGAGCUUAAGAAUAUUCCUUGUACGUACUCCGCACAAUUCGGCACAUUCCUUCCAUGAUAUCAGACCAAGGUGUAUACUAAACGCAAAGAACAUUACAGUUAUUUAAAGAAAGUGAGCAAAAAAUUGUUGGCCCAUGUCAAUACUAUACAUGGCACACGAAAUAAUAUGCAUGACGAAAUUGAACAAAAUUAUGAUUAAAUGGUUAGGCUUAGACGAAACGAAAGGCCUACGUUUAUAGCCGGGAAAACCUAAACACGAAGCAUGCAAGUAUCAAGUUCCAUCUUUAAAACUUUGUUCGGAUAUUGGAAGAGUUGAAUUGCACCACAAUUUUCCCAGCGACUUAAGGGGUAUAGUUGUUCGAUCAGACGAGCGAGUAAACGCAUCGUUAAGACAGUUGUUCAUAAUACAUGUUUUCACGUCCAAUUUUGCAACUUGUUCAUGCAGUCCUACAAAUUAUGCAUCCAUUUCAGGAUGUUUAGGGAGUCGGUAUAUAUAACGAACAAAAGUUGGCGACAUUUCUGCUAACUUGAUCACAAGUGAAAUCAGACUUGGAUCUGGGAGUAACAUCGGUCUUUUUAAACAGUGUGUUGUCGGCAAAUGUCGGACAUUUUCCUUUAUCAGAUUGACACUUUACAUUUUUAAGAUAGCUGUAUGUUCAAGUGCAUUUUUCAUAAUUCCUUUUCAAUUAUUCGUAUUUCACCUGUAAUAUCUCUACAUAAUUCCUUUCUAAAAAUUUCUCGAAAGUCAUGUUUUGAAAUCUAUUGGUCUCAAGCUAGUUUUGAUUAGAACGAGAAUUAAUAUAGGACGUUACAAUGACGACAAUCUUGCUUGUUUAACUGCAAAUUUCACUGAAUUUGUUUGGUUAACAUACCGGUAAUGCAUACAUUCUCAUGAAAUGAAAUGGAGAAGUAAUUGCUGCCUAUACUUUUAAGGCGUGAAUGGAGAUACCCUGAACUUAUGCUAAAUUGAGUUGAAAAAAACUCGUACAUUUUAAAUUUUACUGAGAAGUUUUGCAUAACCGAGUGACCAAGUUGUAAUAUUGCAUGGGAAAUGGCAACUGGUAUCAUUUAUGCCACUGUAAAAUAAUUUACUCUUUGCCAUUGACGUUUUGUAUUUCGGAAUACAAAGAAUUGUUUAAUAAAUUACCAACGUAUAACAACUGAA
Messenger RNA from Patiria miniata (bat star), 3855 nucleotides. RefSeq lists its product as uncharacterized. NCBI's taxonomy places the organism in Eukaryota, Metazoa, Echinodermata, Asteroidea, Valvatida, Asterinidae. The coding region runs from base 375 to 1862 and encodes 495 amino acids. The record is from RefSeq and is a predicted model, not a curated record. The transcript has 2 exons.